Brugia malayi is the source of this 141-nucleotide messenger RNA. RefSeq lists its product as uncharacterized. The record is from RefSeq and is a predicted model, not a curated record. The coding region runs from base 1 to 141 and encodes 46 amino acids. The transcript is spliced from 3 exons. Lineage: Eukaryota; Metazoa; Nematoda; Chromadorea; Rhabditida; Onchocercidae.
AUGACUCGUGAAGAUGGUGUUGAAUAUAGGCAGAGGAGUUCAGAAAAGACCUCGGAUCCUCGGAGUGGUACGUUUGGGUUCGUGCCUCGGUUGCUGGAUAGAUUGUGCCCGAGUGUCAAUUGUCUGUUGUCAUCUUGUUAA